This is a messenger RNA of Gossypium raimondii (Peruvian cotton), 306 nucleotides long. RefSeq lists its product as uncharacterized. NCBI's taxonomy places the organism in Eukaryota, Viridiplantae, Streptophyta, Magnoliopsida, Malvales, Malvaceae. The record is from RefSeq and is a predicted model, not a curated record. The coding region runs from base 1 to 306 and encodes 101 amino acids. The transcript has 2 exons.
AUGGCUUGGGACACAUUGUGCAAGCCAAAGGGAGUGGGCGGCCUCAGAUUCAGAGACCUUAGGCUUUUCAGUAUUAUGCUUCUAGGGAGACAAGAUGGAGAUGUGUUUCAUCCUAAAACGGUCGAUAAGCCUUCCUUCGCUUGGACGAGUAUCUCGACUGCAGCUAAAGCCCUCAAAGCAGGAUUCGAUUGGCAAAUUAGGGACGGUAGGAGAAUGACAGUUUGGUUGAAAAUCUGGGGUUUUGAAGGUCUUGAUGGUAAUACUUUAAGUGAUCCUAGUGUUGACAUUCAGGAAAGGGUGGUGUAA